Messenger RNA from Peronospora farinosa, 840 nucleotides. NCBI's taxonomy places the organism in Eukaryota, Oomycota, Peronosporomycetes, Peronosporales, Peronosporaceae. The record is from the annotation of a GenBank genome assembly.
AUGAAGAAACUACCAAGUGGUUCCGGAUGUGCGACUACGAACACAGACGGCUCGAAUACUAAUGGCAAUGGUACACAGGAAGCCGAAAGCUGUACGAAUAGCGUCUUUCUUUCAGCAUCAGCGAGUCAGCAGUAUCAUAAUUUACCUGUAGCAGUAGCUGUGCCAAUGACGGGGAUCGCCUCGUCGUCUGCCUCGAGUCCUGACUCCAUACGCGGCGCUGGCUCCGCGUCUCGUCGAAAAACAGCACACAAUUUCUCAUUUCGUUCACUGACGGGAUCGACUUUUCUUCGUCUUGCUGAUUAUGCAGGCAAACCAAUUCUCAUUGUAAACGUGGCGUCACAUUGUAACUCGACCACGAAAGCGUACUUACAGCUGAAUGAAUUGGCCAAGCGCUUUCCGGAUCUCGUGGUCAUUGGUUGUCCUUGUAACCAAUUUGGUCAUCAGGAGAAUCUCAAUGGAGAGGAAAUCUACCAGAGUUUGAGAUACGUUCGCCCCGGUAAAGGCUUUGAACCAGUUUUCAAGCUCACGGAGAAGGUGGAAGUCAAUGGUGCCAAUGCGCACGCACUGUUUAAUUUUUUGAAAAUUGCACUGCCAUUUCCGUGUGAUCGUACACUACUGGAUGAAAUGUCCACUCCCAGUGGCGUCUUUUCGCAUCCAAUGCGACUUAUUUGGAUGCCCGUCACGCGCGCAGACGUGAGCUGGAACUUUGAAAAGUUUCUCAUUAGCCCCGAUGGCACGCCAUAUAAACGCUACAGCCCCAAGUUGGAUUUUACCGGCAUGACCGAAGACAUUAAGUUUCUGUGCAAACUGGAUGCAUCAUCGACCGAGAAACAGAUCUAA